CGAGGAGGACAAGAAAAAGAAGUCGAAGAAGAAGAAGACAAUCCACUGAGACAAAACAAGCAACAAGACCCCCGUAAAGACCAUCAAGGCUGUGUUCAGUGGUUCAGUGUCGGUUACCAGUACCCGAAGCCUCCCGUGAGAUGUGAUCAUGGAACACAUGAUAAAAUGAGAACCCCCAUUCAAAAUGGUUACGUCCACGCUCCCUUCCUACCGUUUAGUCUUGACCGCAUUGCUGGGUCUUUGGCUGAGCGGUUGCGGGCGUGACGUCAGUGGCAAUGAGGGUGCUCCCACAUCCACCAUUACUCCCACCACCCAUCCUCAUCAUCUGAAUCUCCGGGAUUUGCCAUCCUCAUCCUCAUCUCUAUCAUCGUCGUCGUCGUCGUCGUCGUUCUCGUCCUCAAUAUGGGGCUCUUUCUUGUUGGUGACGCAAUGGCGGGGCUUCGUCUAUUUGGGUGGGGUGAACUUGAUUUAUCAAUUGGAUGCCUCUGAUUUGUCCGUGGUGGCUAACCUGACCACGGGUCCUGUACUUGAUUCUCGUCAAUGCCAUGCGAGCGGCUGCUCUAGCACGCCCAAGUCUUCGCUUGUCAGAACGGAUAAUGUGAACAAAGUAUUAGUCGUUGACGAGGAAAAUGAGCAGCUCAUUUGGUGUGGAUCUGUCUAUCAAGGGGCGUGUUCCCUUUCCCCAUUGUCAGAUAUUGGAUCAAAGCCCCCUCAAUUCAUUGCCGAGCCCAUUGCGGCCAAUGACAAUUUCUCUACCACCUUCGCUUUCAUAGGACCCCAAAACUACAACCCAUGGGAUCAAGGCAAUGUUCUUUAUGUGGGUACCACCUUCAGUCCGGUAGGGGGUGACUAUCGCCAUGACGUACCAGCCAUUUCCAGUCGAAAUCUACACAACCUGAAGUUUGCCGAGCACUCUUUCUCCAAGCAAUCGUUGCUAAGGAUUGAUGUAAAAUAUCGGGACCAAUUCCUGGUCGAUUACAUCUACGGCUUCAAUACGUCUACUCAUAUUUAUUUUAUUACAGUUCAAAAACUCUCCCAUUCUCCCGGUCAUGAAGACCGUGGUCAUCAAACUCGGUUAGCCCGUUUGUGUAUCAGUGACGCCAAUUUUGACACUUACAUGGAAACAACUUUACAGUGUCGUUUGUCUUCACCUGAGUCAUCAUCGAGUUUGCCCACAUUCGACCCAAGAGACAAAAAUCGGACGUUUUCCUAUGCCACGGCUGCCCAUUUUCACGACGAGACUCCCACCAGGAAGGUUGGUCCUACUCUAAUAGUGGCUUUUUCGCACAAUGCAUCGUCCAGCGCUUCAGUUCUUUGUAAUUUCAAUCUUCAAUCGAUCGAGACUAUAUUUGAGACGAACAUUCAUGAAUGCUUGAAUGGAACUGUGAAGGAAAGAAACUUGGAGUACAUCUCGGGACCAGUGCACGAGGGAAAAUGUUUUGGUACCGACAAUCCAGGCAACAUUGGAGACUUUUGUGAAAUGGGUCUCAAAAUAUCCGGCCGCCACGCAAUAGAGGCGGAAUCAAAGCAAUUUCUCAAUGAGGUCAUCUUUAGUAUGACAUCCUUGGAGCGAAAAGGGCAAUUAGUUGCGUACGCCGGAACUCAAAGCGGUAAAGUGCUCCAAGCGCCCAUUAAUGGUUCUGAUCUUGCUGAAGUGUUCACUGCCAAAUUGGUCAAGCCCAUUUUAAGGUUACUGUUUUCCAACAAUGAAAAGUCCCUUUUCAUUUUGCAAAGCCAGAGUUUAACUCGAAUUAACCUUGAAAAACAUUGUAGCAACCUGCACCUAAAGUCAUGUGAUGCUUGUUUAGCCACAAAAGAGUUUUUCUGCGGGUGGUGCUCGAUGAACAAUGUGUGUGGCGUGGAAAGCUCUUGUCACGCGGACAAUUGGCUUCUGUCCGGAGUGUCCCAAUGUAUCACUUUAGACCGCGUUGUUCCAAAAGCUUUGUCAGCAAGUCCGCCUCAUGACAGUGUGCGAUUAAUUUUGAAGUCUUUACCUUCAUUGUCCACCACAUUGUCUUCAUUUCAAACGUCUCUCAUAUCAACUUCGUCAAACAAAGUUUUUAUGUGCCACUACAGCGUGGAAGGUGACUUUUCCCAGUUAAGUGCUCCAGCUACCGUUAACAGUCAAGGAUUCACUUGUCCCAAUCCCUUAAAGAUGCGAUCCGAUUGGCCUGUGGGAAAUUUCACAAUCCGUGUGAACUUUGGCCAAAAUGGUGUGACCAUUGUCUCGUCUAAUAUGGUGGUGUACAACUGUAGUGACUUCGACUCAUGCUCAAGCUGCCUUAAAAGCGGAUCAAAAUGCUCGUGGUGCCCCCUGACUCACGAAUGCGCCGAUGUGACAAGACCACCAAGAUAUAGUGCUGAAUGCUCGAUUGGAACAGUGGACCAGGUUUGCCCUUCCGUAUCGGUCCCCGCCAUACUCGUACCUCAUGGAAUCCGGCAUACCAUUCACAUCCCUUUUUAUCAUUUGCCUCAAAUUUACGAGAGGAGAAAUGUAGAAUUGUUUUGUUUAGCUACAAUUGAAGGCGCAUCAAUGAUAGUAUCUGCCGUGAUCCGAGCCAACGUGGUCCAAUGUGAGCCAACUGUUUAUGUCUUCAACGAGGAGCAACCUGUUCUGAAAGAAAAGCUCUCUGUUGUGACGAAAUCAAACCAAGUGUUAGUACAACUCGAUUUGGAGCUGUAUAAAUGCUCGUUAUUAGCACAACAUGGCAGGAGUCAAGAUUGCUCCUUGUGCAGGUCUUUAGCCUCUAGAUAUGACUGCAAAUGGUGUGACAACGUUUGUGUUAAUGGAGAAUGUAAGGACUCGCGUCACUCCCAAGAGAUUUGUCCAGCUCCGGUUUUGAAAUCAUUGGUUCCAACUAGUGGUCCCAUCCAAGGUGGGACGUUCAUUCUCUUUGGUGGAAUUAACUUUAAUGUGGACAAAAGCGAAGGACGUCACAAUGCGAAACUGAAGAAGUUGUUUUUAGGCGACCAGCAAUGCCUCAACGUGACUGUUGUCAAUAUCUCAACUGUAGCUUGUGUUUCGCCACCCAUGGAUCAAGCUGGCCGAGUGAGCAUUGGGUUUGGCGACGACGCUCAAUCGUCCCAUGUCAAUGAAUUAACUUUUGAUUACCUCGACGUGGCCCUUAGUCGAGCUCAUCCUACAAAAGGACCAAUCUCUGGGGGCACUCUAAUAUCCAUCCAAGGUAGAAAUAUUGAUGCAGGACAUAACACAUCCGUGUAUUUGGAUGAGAUGAUCUGCUCUAUUGUCAGGAGAUCACGGCCAUUCAAGAAUGAACUCAAUGAAGCACUGAUUGAAUGUGAAACACCCCAAGUGCCAUAUCCAAGAACAACUAAGAGCCUAAAAGUUGUGAUUGAUGCUGCCGUUGCAGAAAUACCUUUUCAAUUUGAAUUCGCGCCCAAUCCCACAAUUCAACGGAUUAAGCCACUGAAGGCUUAUAAGCACGGUGGGCGAUCCAUCACUUUUCAUGGGGACGGAUUUUGGGUGUUAAAUCGCGUUCAAAUGUCAGUUUUGAUGAAUGGAAAUCAAUCCAUUCUAUCUCCACCAUGCUCUGUCAUUUCUAAUCGUUAUGUCGAAUGCACCUCUCCACGGAUAGUCACCGCUGACGUUUCCGAUGAUGCGAUCAUUACAGCUCAUGUUGGUUUAGUCGAUGAUGGAGCUCGUGCUAUUCAAAAGUUAAACUCUUGGGAGGAGAGUAUUGUGCAGUUUGUUCCGAAUCCAAAACUAGUGUCAUGGCGCAACCCAAUCAAACUCUACCCUGGAGACAUACUGGUGUUGGAAGGACAAAAUCUCGCCCAAGCUGCUCAUAAAGAUGAUUUUGUGGUAUUACUGAAUGAUUCUGCUUGCAAUGUGACUACUCUCACUGAUUCUCACUUAGCUUGUGUCCCUCCGUCAAGUGCACCAGACGGUUCUACGGAAAAAGUUCGAUUAUUCUCGGUUAAAGUCGUGCUGUUGGGCCAAAUGAAUUUUACCUUAGGCCUUGUAAAGCUCCACCUAACUGAUGAAGAAGAACUUAGCAGCUACGCCCAGUUCGAGGGCCUCGUGUCUCCGGAAAUCGUUGGUGCAGCUGGAGCUGCCCUUGCUCUUUUGACUUUCAUCAGUGUGGUGUUCAUUUUAAUCUUACGUCACAAGUCCUCAGAAAAGGAGCGUGAGUACAAACGGAUUCAGAUUCAAAUGGAUCUCUUGGAAAACAACGUGAGGUCGGAAUGCAAACAGGCUUUUGCCGAGUUGCAGACAGAUAUGUCGGAAAUGAGUGCUGUUGAUAUAAACCGAAGUCAGGUUCCCUUCUUGGACGAAUUUGAUUCAAUCGAUAGGUUUCUUCAAGUGAGACCUACCGGAAGUAUUCCGAGACAUGCCAAGAUCCUGCCCAAUUACCACUCUGAGCCUAUUGCUCUUCGAUUUCAAAAGCUUCUAACCGAUGGGUUUGGCUUGUCCCAAUUUGUCGACAUGUGCGAAUAUCAGUUGAACCCGGAGGAGCAGAGGGCGAUUGCCAAUAGCUUGUCCAAAGUUUUACUGUGCCACAUGCAUUUGUUUGCCCAAUUAGUGCGAUCCAGAGCAUUCAAGCUAAUUGAUCUGAUGGAGGCAGGAAGCCUAGGUGAUUCCAAUUUGAAUGGUGGGAAUCACGGAGACAUUUUGAGUAAUCAUCUUUGCUCGAAUUGGUUAACGGUCUGUUUGCAGAAGUAUUUACGAGAAUCUAUAGCUCCAUGCCUCUUCACGUUGCAACAGGCCAUUCGUUGCCAAGUGGAAAAAGGGCCCAUUGAUAUGAUGACAAAUCUGGCUAAAUAUUCUUUGUCUGCAGAUGGCCUACUACAAACUGUGAGCCCCUAUUCGCACAUAAUUUGUUUGGUUCUACAAAGAGACCUUGAGGAUGCCUAUGAGAUUAAAGUUCUUGAUUGUGAUAGUAUUUCACAGGUGAAACGCAAGAUCCUAGACCAAGUGUACAAAUCCACUCCGUUCUCCUUAAGACCAACAAUUCUAGAUGUGGAUUUGGAGUGGCAGUGCAAUGAAGAGGCUCAUAUAAUACUGCAAGAUAUUGAUCUCACGUCCAAACAGCUAGCCACGAGUGCUGAACGGCCUGGCUUUCGUCAACCAAUUACUUUGGUGAAUAAUCUUCAGCACUACGGCGUGGGAAGUAAAGCAGUCGUCUCUCUAGUGCCCAAAAUUCACAAGAAACUAACGUCCCCGGCACCUACUUCACACCUUCAGGAAAACGGCAUGAAUCCACACCAAGAGCAUCUUUCGCCAAGAUCUCCCACUAGUCCAAUGAUAGGCAGAAGAGCUAUUCCCGAAGUUUAUUUAACUCGCCUUCUGUCCACUAAAGGCAUUCUCAGCCAUUUCAUCGAUGACUUUUUUGCCUCCACCGUAACUUUGCCAACCAGGUUUCCUUGUGCUCUAAAAUGGCUUUUUGACGAGAUGGAUUCGUAUUGGUUGGCUAAACAUCAUUCACGAUCAUCCAGUGGAACCAGUUUAACAGCAGUUUGUUGUGCCAAGACAGAAAUCAUGUUUCAACAGUUUUGGUCCAGACUACCGGAAUUGACAGAGAGUUUGUUCGACGUAGAACCUAAUCACGUUUUGCGCAAGAAUCUCCAAGUUCUAUCGCAUGUUCUGGGUAGCUUCUCUCAACAGACAGUCCAUUUGGGAAAUGAAGCAUCACCUCACCUAUUGCUUUUUGCAAAAGAAGUUGCUCAAAACUCGGCCAGAAUUACAAAUUUUUUCAAGGAUAUUGAAGAUCUUCCUCAAAUGCAUGAACAGGACUUCCUGCACUUCAUGGAUCAUCUGUCGUCAUAUCAUAGUGGUCGAUUCUCCAGUCAUGUGGCCAUUGCAGAAUUGAUUGAUCUUUUCAAAACGUACUAUCCAAAACUUGGCUUGAAAUCAGAUGGAGACUUUGUUGAGUUUUUAAGAAACUUGGAAAACGUCCAGCAAUAAAGGGAAUAAUUUCAAGAAUGCCGUUUGUUUUCUUUGAAGCUUAAAUAAAGCAUAUGCUUGCA
Tigriopus californicus is the source of this 5988-nucleotide messenger RNA. RefSeq names its product plexin-A2-like. Gene Ontology annotation, cellular component: semaphorin receptor complex. Gene Ontology annotation, biological process: semaphorin-plexin signaling pathway involved in axon guidance; regulation of cell shape; positive regulation of axonogenesis. The record is from RefSeq and is a predicted model, not a curated record. Lineage: Eukaryota; Metazoa; Arthropoda; Copepoda; Harpacticoida; Harpacticidae. Gene Ontology annotation, molecular function: protein binding; semaphorin receptor activity. Bases 185 to 5926 code for a protein of 1913 amino acids. The transcript has a single exon.